CAUACCUUCUGUAACGGAACUGAGAUAGAAUCUUUUACUUGAAAGGCUUGAAAGCUUCUCAACAUUGGUUCUAAAGUCCUAAACACCACUUGGUCAGUGCCUAAGCAAACACAUGUGGAACAAUCUCGUUUGCAAGAUAACAUUGGAUAGGAGGCAAAUAAUGCAUGUUGCCACCGAACAUAGAUAUGAAUUUUCAAGAUAUUUUUCUCAAAAAUUUGAAGCAAUUUAGACAAUUACUAUGAAUGAGUUAUGAAUUGCAAUUGCAAUGUGAGUCCGCUUCCACUGUGAACGGGUGCUCGAAUAUGUUGAAUACAGAAUCAUUUCCCUUCUCUGUUGCUUUGCUUUGUUACCGUUGACAUGGCAACAUUACGUUUGCAAAAGAGGCCAAUGUUGUUGAUUGGUGUGUGUUCAAGGAGGAAGAAGAGAUAAAUUGUUAUCGUUAAAUCUCAACAAAAUGCCAAAGAAAAUUAAGAAGCAGAAGUCAAAGUCUAAAGGAAAAACAAAGGGGAAAAAAGGGUCUAAAGCAAGCAGUAAAGAUGACAAAGAGUCCGUUCUCAAAAAUGCAGUUGCAAAUGCUCGUUUAUGGGAGGGAAAAUUGUAUAGUACAGAAAGAGCAAAGCAAGAAUACAGAGAAAAUGCAAAAAAACUGUUGUAUGAAAAUGAGGGGCUACAAAACCAAAUGGCACAGAUUGAAAGAGAUACAGUAGAUGUUAUAUCUUUUCUUAAGAAAGAAGAUAUGAAGAAGGAUGAUCAAGUAUUGCUCUCAAAUUCAAUUUUUGCAUUUUUCACAUUAUCAAAUUAUUCAGAUAAACAUCACAAUAGGGAAGAAUUUUUGUAGAGAGCUGGUACAAAACUGAUGAAUAUGUUUGAUGACUCAAGAAAACUGAAUUAAUCCUGCUUAAUAUAACAUUUUUUAGAGGAA
Messenger RNA from Rhopilema esculentum, 922 nucleotides. The record is from RefSeq and is a predicted model, not a curated record. Lineage: Eukaryota; Metazoa; Cnidaria; Scyphozoa; Rhizostomeae; Rhizostomatidae.